Messenger RNA from Phymastichus coffea, 1969 nucleotides. It is a transcript of the gene Tif-IA, whose product is annotated as RNA polymerase I-specific transcription initiation factor RRN3. Bases 159 to 1958 code for a protein of 599 amino acids. NCBI's taxonomy places the organism in Eukaryota, Metazoa, Arthropoda, Insecta, Hymenoptera, Eulophidae. The record is from RefSeq and is a predicted model, not a curated record. The transcript is spliced from 8 exons. Gene Ontology annotation, molecular function: RNA polymerase I core binding; RNA polymerase I general transcription initiation factor activity. Gene Ontology annotation, cellular component: nucleus. Gene Ontology annotation, biological process: transcription initiation at RNA polymerase I promoter.
AUAAGAGUGAACACGCGGUCAUGCUGCGGCACAAAAAAAUUAGAUUUUAUAGGAUACAGCACGAAAAAGGAAUUAAUAUUGUUACAUGUAGCGUUUAUUCUAAUCGAAAUUGAAUAGUUGUUUGUAUAUUUUCAGCAUAUUUCAUCCUAGAUUUCAAAAUGUCUGUAGUUUCAUCUCGAGUUACCAGUGUAUCUUCAAUCCUGAAAGGAUCUGGAGUUAGAACUGCAUUAGUUGGACCACAAAAGAAAAUAUGCUUCAAAUUACCAAGAGAUUUGAAAACAGUGCUCUUAAAUUACGAAAAUGGACGUGAUCGCCAAGCAUAUCAGGAUAUGAUUUGCAUACUUCGUGACUCUAAUGUUAAGGAUCAUGAAUUACUUGAGCUACUUAAAGAUCUCCAAGAAUGUAUGUCGAUGCUUGGAUCUGUUCACUCCCUUUUUAUUGAAGUUAUUCUCAAUAUUAGUUGGAUCAAUCGAGCUCCUGAAGUAACAGCAUGUUUUAAAAAAUUUGUUUUGGAAUUACUGUGCAUGCACAUUUAUCAUUCCAAAUUGGUAAUUAAUAAGCUGAUUUUUAAGUUUAGAUCAACUGAUGAAGGUGCUACACAAUGGAUCAAUGGAAAGUGUCCUGAAAGUUAUAUAGCAAAAAUUGGCCAUAUUCACGAUUUAUUAAAGAAGUUUCUGCAGCUAAUACCAAUGUCAAGUGGUUUAUUAGUUCAGAGCCUUACAUCUAUAUAUCCACACACUUCAGAAGGAAUUUUAGUAACAGAACAAUAUUUGCUUGCUUUAGUUCAUAUAAUGAAUUAUGCACCGCAAUUAAGGAAAGACAUUCUAUGUUUAAUUAUAGACAGGCUUAUUGCUUUAGAUGUGAGUGUACCACCUUCAGAAAUUCAAAAUUUUGAAGAUGGUGAUAUGGAAGAAGAUGAAGAUGAAGCAAUAUUUGAUAUGGAUGAUUCCACUGCUAAAAAUAACGGCAAAAAUACAGUUGAUAUGCAAAUGAAACAUCCAGGUGCACAAAUGUUGGAUAUUUGUAUGGAACAAAUACUGUCAUACAUUCAUAAUUUUUGUUACGUUAACGGUCAACUGCAAAUAGAUCCGUUGAAGAGCAUAUAUAAUGAUUUGUUAUAUGCAUUUGAAAAACUAAUUUUGCCAACAUAUGCCAGUCACCACGUUCAAUUCCUCAUGUUCUACCUUUGUAGUUUUAAAUCAGCAGUUACAGAAGCAUUUGUUAGAUGGUUAUGGCAAAAAGUUUCUAAUCCCAAUGUAGCCCCGAUUCUCAGACAAUCGGCUGUAUUGUAUAUUGCUAGUUUACUAGCAAGAGCGACAUAUGUUACUAUUGGAUUAAUCCAAGGAGUUUUAUCAGAAAUGUCUACAUGGAUACAUAGUUAUAUUAGUUCACAAGAUAGUUUAGAAUGUGCAAACAGUGACGUGCGCGUUCAUGCCGUGUUUUACUCAGUAUGCCAAGCGAUGUUUUAUUUGUUAGCUUUCAGACAUAAGGAUCUAAUGGAUGGGGAAAGAAAUCUGCGAUUCUUAGAAGGACUGAAUCUUAAUAAAAUAGUCACGUGCAGAUUAAACCCAUUGAAAGUCUGUCAAUCAGCAGUUGUGCAAAAUUUUGCGGCUGUUACGAGAAAAUAUCAACUAGCUUACUGUUACACGGUCAUCGAAAGAAAUGCGCGAAGUAAUCUUCCAGUGCAGUACAGUUCAAAUCGUUAUCAAUCGCUGAAUUGGCUGGAUACAUUUUUUCCAUUUGAUCCAUACCGUUUGGUACUCAGUGGACAGAGAAUCACGGAGUUGUAUAACAACAGUCAGACUGCUAUUAGUAACGAAUCACACGUCUCAACUAAUAAAGUUGAAUUCGACGACGACGACUUUAUAGACGAAAACUUUUCAUCUCACAGUUUUGAGGCGCAAAAUCGUUUAGAUAAGUUUUCGUACAGCACGUCACCGGGUUUCAAGUACACGUGAAUAUUAAUAAA